UUUUCCUGUCGUGUUUUACACAUAACAUUUUUAAAAUUACUGUCAUGAAAUAAAUUAAUAGUACCAAAAAAUGAGUCAACAAAAAGUGGGUUCGCCUCGGGCACCAUCAAAGACGAGUGUAGCUAGUGAUAAAAACUUAAUUGACGAAGACGAAAGUACGAAACCAGAUUUUAUUUACGGUGGUCCCUUUAUUAAAAUUGAAAAACCUAGUCCGUUUAUAAAUACAACAACACCAAUAAAUAUACCGUUGCAAGGAACUUUUAAGAAGAGUUUCGCGUAUUAUUCUCUAAGAGAUCGAUUGCCUGUGAUAUUGACCAAAGUUAUAGAUUAUUUAUCGAGAGAAGGUUCUAAAAUAAAAUCAGCGCAUGGUGCGAGCGAUGACGACAUACGAGGGUUGAUACAAUACGUAACAAAGUUAAAAAACGACCUUGUUACAAAUAAAAAAUAUGAUUUAUUAACUGUUGACACCCCUGAAGCUAAAAGAUGGAACCAAUGGAUAGAAAACUGUGACAGUCAGCAUUAUUUUACAAAUACAUGGGUGUUUACUGAAUGUUACGUUUAUAGAAGAUUGAGAGAAGGUUGUGAGUUAAGCAAAGGAUUAAAAAAUUUCGAUCCAUUCGAUGAGCAGAAGUUGAAAGCGUUCCAAAACAGUUUAGAGCCGAUGUGUGUGGUGGCUGACAAACUUGUCACCAUGCUGCCUCCCAGUGACAAGGAUAAACGGAAAGCUGAUUUCAUAACCUUGUUAAAGAUUUGUCUAUGGUCGAACAAAUGCGAUCUGUCAUUGUCUAUGGGCGAGCAGGUGUCAUUGAAGUCAUCUGAUGGCAAGGAAAGGUCCGCCAGUGUCGUUUCUCUGUCUAUUUUGGAUCCAUUCAAAAUGAUAUUGGAUUUAAAAGAUAAAGUAUUAGUGGACGAUUCCGCUAAGAUAUGCGAUCAAGUUAUAGCGAAAACAGAGGCGAUGGCGAAAGCUAUUGCUGCGAAUACGACAUUUAAGUUUCAAUGCAGUUGUCACCGACUGGCAACACAGUUUGGUAUACCGAGGUGUCCUGAUAAGGAAGCGGACCCCGCAGCGAAGUCUGAAGCGAAGUUUGAAGUGGAUGGUGAGACGGCAGAGGAACCCCCCAAGAUCCCCUGCCCCGCCAAGAUGGUGUUACCUGAAGUUGUUACCUUUGAUAUAGUUUGCGAUAAUUCUGGUUAUGAAUUAUUUUCGGAUUUGUGUUUUGCUCACUUUUUAAUAUCACAGGAGAUUGUUAAAAAGGUUCGAUUCCAUGUUAAAAAGAUUCCAUGGUUUGUGUCUGAUGUCACUCCGGUUGAUUUUAAAAAAACUUUAGAAAUGUGUACAAACGCUAAUUACAGUAGAGAAGUACCACAAGAAGCUCCGGCAGAUUCUGGUGAGGGUGUGGGCGCGGCAGAGCCCCCGCCGCCGCUGACUGUGAGUGCGGACAACUUGCGUCAACUCGGCACUCAGUGGAUGCAGUUCUUUCAAGAUGGCACCUUUGUUGUUAUGUGCGACGAUUUCUGGACAUCUCCGAUAAUGUACAAGGAUAUGAAGAUGCAGGAGUUCCAGUUGUACCGCAAGUUGCAGCUCACAGCCGCCAUUUUGUUCAAAGGAGAUCUCAACUACCGCAAACUGUUGGCGGAGAGGAACUGUGUGCCCACACUCAGCUUUGAGCAAGCGCUGCAAGGUUUCAAUCCCGCACCAAUAAUAGCAUUACGUACAGUGAAGGCGGAUUUAAUCUGCGGCCUGCCCAAAGGAAAGUUUGAACAAUUGAACAAAAUCGAUGAGAAAUGGAUGGAAAAAGGAGAUUAUGGGGUGAUACAAUACAGCGGUAAAGUGGAGCCUCUAAAGCCUUCAGACAGACCUUGUCCUGACUACGGUGAAGAAUGUCGCGGUGUCAUUUGUCCCGCGCAACCAACUGACAUUGUCACUUAACAUUUUAUAUAUACAAUUGCGAACUCAUUUUUUGUUGCUAUCAAGAUCGGUCCUC
Papilio machaon (common yellow swallowtail) is the source of this 1985-nucleotide messenger RNA. RefSeq names its product damage-control phosphatase ARMT1. Gene Ontology annotation, molecular function: phosphatase activity. Lineage: Eukaryota; Metazoa; Arthropoda; Insecta; Lepidoptera; Papilionidae. The transcript has 16 exons. The record is from RefSeq and is a predicted model, not a curated record. Gene Ontology annotation, biological process: DNA damage response. Gene Ontology annotation, cellular component: cytoplasm; nucleus. The coding region runs from base 71 to 1930 and encodes 619 amino acids.